AUGGGGCCGGGACAUUUAUUUUAUUUUUUGGCUGCGCUAGCACUUAUCCAGGCCAGCGAAGUUUCACCAAAGAAAGACACUGAUGAGGUUACAGUAGUAAAGUCCGGACCGAAAACAGAUCCUGAAAUUGUUGCUGACGCUCGACAAGCUCGCCAGUACGGACCGUACCAGGGACAAAACAACAAUGAAGUGGUUGUAGAUAUAGAAGAUGAAGACAAGACUCAGUAUUAUGAGACCAAUUACGAUACAAGUUCGUAUGGUUUCGGUUACGAUGUCGGUCCGAAUGGCCAGUUCCACCAUGAGAACCGCGGACCAGAUGGAGUCACUUACGGUUGUUAUGGGUAUGUUGACCCUGACGGCUACCUACGUGCUACUCAUUACGUUGCUGACAGCCACGGUUACAGAGUGGUCGAACCUGAGAAGCCUGUCGAAGUGUUCCCUGAUGAAAAAUACGAAUACGACGAAGCGACUGAUGGUCAAGCUGUAAACACACAGCCUGGUCAACUUAUUCCAUGGAAAAAGCUGUAUUUCCCGAAAGGGUGUGGUCGCACCCCCGGUGGUGUACCAGCCAAGCCUCUACCUAAACCUACUCCAAAACCGCCUAAACCUGUGGACAGCAGUGGUAGCGGUAGCAACUUAAACCCUGUAAAACCAGGCCAAGGACCCAACGGACCUAACGGUGGACAAUGGCCUGGAGGCAGUGGUACGCCAGGCACUCCCGGUACACCAGGAACACCCGGCACACCAGGCGGACCAGGUGGUCCAGGUGGACCAGGAGGACCAGGCUCUGGUGGAUACCCAGGCAGCGGUGGCACCUCCGGCACUCCAGGUACUCCCGGUUCCCCAGGUACCCCCGGCACACCUGGUUAUCCAGGAACAGGAGCCUAUCCCGCCUACCCUGGAUCAGGAACAGACGAAUACUACCCAGGACAACCUACUGGUCCAGACGGCGCAUACUAUCCAGGAGCGACAGGGCCAGGAUACUAUCCCGGUACACCAGGGACUCCAGGAACACCAGGCUCUCCAGGUGGACCAGGUGGUCCAGGCGGACCAGGUGGUCCAGGCGGUCCAGGAGGUCCUGGUGGUCCUUCGGGCUCAGGCGGAUAUCCAGGAAAACCAGGAUUACCCGGCACACCGGGAGGUUCCGGCGGCCCUAGUGGACCAGGUGGCCCAGGCGGUGAUUCAGGACCAUCAGGCCCGAAUGGCAUCGGCUAUUACCCAGGACAACCUGGAAGCCCCGGCUCACCAGGUUCUCCAGGCGGCCCAGGAGGACCAGGAGGCCCAGGUGGACCAGGCUCGCCAGGUGCACCAGGUAGCCCAGGAGGACCAGGAGGUCCAGGUGGGCCAGGAGUACCUAGUGGACCUAAUGGACCUAGUGGUCCCGGUGGUUAUUACCCCGGCUAUCCAAGCAAACCCGGCACUCCAGGAACACCAGGUACACCAGGUACACCAGGAGGACCAGGUGGUCCAGGAGGUCCGGGAGGACCAGGUGGACCGGGAGGACCAGGUGGACCAAGUGGACCAGGUUCACAACCCGGUCUGCCUGGAUACCCACCUCAACCGGGACAGCCAGGAUACCCAGGACAGGAAGGACAACCAGGACAACCUGGCUACCCAGGAUAUCCUGGUCAAGGUGGAGAGCCCGGCAAACCUGGACAACCAGGAUAUCCAGGUCAACCUGGUAAACCAGGUCAACCAGGAUACCCAGGUCAAGGAGGACAACAAGGCGGACCAGGGCAACCCGGAAAACCUGGACAACCCGGUCAACCUGGACAGCCUGGAUACCCAGGACAACCCGGUCAGCCUGGAUACCCAGGACAACCGGGUCAACCUGGACAGACUGGAUACCCAGAACAACCAGGACAAUACCCAGAUUCUGAAGGUUCACCAACUGGUACUGGAGUUCAACCACCUACUACUUAUCCAUCAGGUCAGAUGCCACCUUUCCCAAUAUAUGUUAUACCGUACCCCCUGCCAAUCGUACCAAGCCCGGCAUCAUGCCCAUGCUAUUUACUAAAUCCAGGCCAGAACAACACUACAAGUAACGGCCAACCAACUCAGGCUCCGCAAAGACCACCUAACAAUCAAAACCAGGUAUAUGCACCAUAUGGUAUUAUAGGAUAUAUCCCUGUGGUGUUUGUACCAUAUUGUCCGGGACAAACCUCAAAUAUGGACAGCGCUCAACAAAACUUCCCUGACGCAGUUCCUGUAGAAUAUAAUUGUCCGCAAUGCCAAGCCAACAGAAAUAUUUACCGCUAUUUUGGCAGAUUAAAUGGAGGACGUAGUACUGGCUUCAAGGAUCUCAAAGAGUUAAAAUCUCUUGCGGAACUGGAUGACCUUCUGAAAAAUAAAAUCAAACCUAUGAAAACAAGUAUUCGUAAUAUCGCAGCACAUCCACGAAUUCUCGAAGAUACAAACGAAAAAAGUGUUAAGAAAAUUAAUGAAAAACUUAAAAUUGAGACAAAAAAUGUUGAAAAGAAAAAUGACGAGAACAUUAAAUUAAAUUAG
Molecule: messenger RNA, 2508 nt
Organism: Arctia plantaginis
Lineage: Eukaryota; Metazoa; Arthropoda; Insecta; Lepidoptera; Erebidae
Source: the annotation of a GenBank genome assembly